Messenger RNA from Molossus molossus (Pallas's mastiff bat), 3189 nucleotides. It is a transcript of the gene CCDC73, whose product is annotated as coiled-coil domain containing 73. Bases 1 to 3189 code for a protein of 1062 amino acids. The transcript has 17 exons. The record is from RefSeq and is a predicted model, not a curated record. Lineage: Eukaryota; Metazoa; Chordata; Mammalia; Chiroptera; Molossidae.
AUGGAGAAUGAUUUUAAAACUGACUCAUCAUCAUCUACCUUUGCUCUUCAAAGUUCUUCAGAGACAUUGUUUUCUAUUCAGCUAUUAGAUUUCAGAACAAGUUUACUGGAAGCUUUGGAAGAAUUACGUAUUCGAAGGGAAGCAGAAAUUCAAUAUGAAGAGCAGAUUGGUAAAAUUAUUGUGGAGACACAAGAACUUAAAUGGCAAAAUGAAACUCUUCAGAAUCAAAAGGAAACUUUAGCAAAGCAACACAAAGAAGCAAUGGCAGUUUUUAAAAAGCAGUUACAACUGAAGAUGUGUGCCUUGGAAGAAGAAAAGGGAAAAUAUCAACUUGCUACAGAAAUAAAAGAAAAAGAAAUAGAAGGAUUGAAGGAAACAUUAAAAGCAUUACAGGUUUCUAAAUAUUCUUUACAGAAGAAAGUGAGUGAAAUGGAACAAAAAGUCCAGUUACAUCUUCUGGCUAAAGAAGAUCAUCAGAAGCAACUGAAUGAAAUUGAAAAAUACUAUGCCACAGUAACGGGACAAUUUGGAUUAGUAAAAGCGAAUCAUGAAAAGUUAGAACAAAAUGUACAGGAAGCAAUACAGUUAAACAAAAGACUUUCAACUUUAAAUAAAAGACAAGAAUCUGAAAUAUGCAGUUUAAAAAAGGAACUAAAGAAAGCAACCUCAGACUUGAUAAAGUCCAAAGUCACAUGGCAACAUAAGAUGGGAGAAGAAAACAUCAAUUUAACAAUUAAAGAACAAAAAUUUCAGGAACUUCAAGAAAGACUCAACAUGGAAUUGGACUUAAAUAAGAAGAUUAAUGAAGAGAUUACCCAUAUUCAAGAAGAAAAACAGGAUAUCAUCAUUUCUUUUCAACAUAUGCAGCAGUUACUCCAGCAACAGACUCAAGCUAAUACUGAAUUGGAAGCAGAAUUGAGGUUGCAAAGAGAAAAUAAUCAGACCCUUGAAAGAGAUAAUGAGCUGCAAAGGGGGAAGGUAAAAGAAAAUGAAGUAAAGUUCCUUAAUCUUCAAAAUGAGCAUGAGAAAGCACUGAGAACUUGGAAAAAGCAUGUUGAAGAACUUAAUGGAGAAAUUAAUGAGAUUAAAAAUGAGUUAUCAUCACUUAAAGAAACUCAUAUUAAGUUACAAGAACAUUACAAUGAAUUAUGUGAUCAGAAGUUUGAGGAAGACAGGAAGUUCCAGAACCUUCCAGAAGUAAAUACUGAAAACAGUGAAAUGUCAAUGGAAAUAUCACAAAACAUAGAGAAAUAUAAUUCUGGGCAAGAAAUAAGGGAAGAAAAUACUGUGAGUUUCUAUUUAGAUACUGAAUAUCAAGAAAAGGAGGAAAAGAAAGAAGAUCCACUUACAGAAGAAAUCAUUAUAGAAGAUUUACAGCAUAUUGAAAAGAUCUCCAAGAAUGAAAUUGAUACUACUGUACCUCAAGACGAAAAUCAAAGCAAAAUCUCCCUAAGCAAAACCCUCUGCACAGAAAAAAAAUUAAUUAGUCAAGGACAAACCUUGAAUAUUACAGACUUUAGAAAAGCAGUUACUACAAAAAUAAAAGACAAGGUGGGCCUGGAAAAAGACAAUGGGUGUACAGAAUUUAAAUCACCAAAUAAUUCUUUUUUAGUGGCAGAUAUAUCAAUAGAAACAGAGAACAUACACACAGAAAGAACUGAAGGAUUCAAUGUUCACUGUUCAGAUUUACAUCUGGAAGUUGAAAGUAACAGAACAUCAUUUAACAGUGUCUUAAAUGAGAUGGCUAACAGUACAAAUCAUAAAAAAGGUGUUUCUGAACAACAGUUCAGAUUGCUUCCAGGGACUCAAGAAAAUAUCACAAAGAAGGAAAUUACAAAUAGUGACCAAACCAAAACAGAUUUGGAUUCAUCUCUGGAUGUAAAAAAGAAUCCUGUUCAGUGUCAGAAAUACAGUUUGCGUGAGUCAAGUAAUGACAGCUUAGAUGACAAACAGUGUGAAACAGAACAAAUACAAUUGUUAAAUAAAAAAAAUGAGUGCAGUACAUUGCCAUUUAAACAAACUUCAGAGAAACCUGAACGAACUAUUCCCUGUGAUGUUGCAAUCAACCAUCCCGGUUCAUCUGCUGUUUUCAGUGAUAAUUUGAAAGUAUUUCUUAAGAAUUCAGAUAAAAAUGUGAAUAUUAUACCUGUGUUGGCGAAACCCAACUCAAGCCCUGGGAAAAGAGCUGCAUGUAAAAAUCUGAAUGACACACAAAACAGUCCAUUUAAGAACUGUUUGGGAUAUUUAGAAAACAAUGUGAACAUUUCCCAUCUUCAAGUUAACAAUGAGAGUGUACAUGCUUCACAAGCCAAAGACUUGAAAACUGCUGUUCACAUGAAAACUUCCACAGAAGUACAGUUUUCCAACAAAGAGAGUCAUGUGGAUGAGAAUCAGUUAACUGAAGCCACAAAAAAUGACCUUUUCCUGUUUGUGGAUGUUAAUGAAAGACAGCAUACAUUGUUAAAUAAUACUGAGAAAACAGAGUCAUUAAAAGACAUCGUUUUAGGAAAAAUUUACAGUGAAGGACAGCUAGAAGAAUCAUGUUCUUUUCACAUAAAGCCAUCUGGAGAUUUAGUAAACAUAAGUGGAAAGUCAGCCUUUGAUCUUUCAACUUCAGAUAAAAAAACUGAGAAAACUGCAGUAUAUGUGAAUUUUUUAGACCCCAGUCCUCGGUCAAAAGUAAAUCAAACUGAAAGUCAAACGGCGAGCACUUCAACUUCUGGCAUUCCCUUGUUGCUGCACGAGAGACCAAUAGGACCAUCAGAAAACAAAAAGAUUGUUUCAAUGACACUUUGUAAAAAUGUGGGUGUGGAUGAUGUCAGAAAGAGUAUUGGGCCAGAUACUACCAGCAUUAACAGAGUUGCUGACACUUUGAAUAACUCCACUAUCCAUCCAGAUCCCAAGGGAGAGCCCAGUGAAGAGAGGAAUGCAAUUGCAAAGGCUUUUUAUGAUUCUUCUUUUCCCACAGAACAUGUGAAAAUAAAGCCUCUGAAAUCAAAUCUACAAAGCCAUGUUCAGGCUCUCAAGAUUAAAGAUACUACUGAUUUAACUGAGUCUUCUACUGGUGAAGGCGACUGGCAGAGCCUGAUAACAAAUCAAAUCAAAGAGAUCGAAAAGUUCCUAACCUUAGAAAAUGACAACCAAUCUAAAAAAAGAAAAGCAGAAGAGAUGUUGGAAAAAACAGAUUAA